This is a messenger RNA of Struthio camelus australis, 2292 nucleotides long. Its product is annotated as granulocyte-macrophage colony-stimulating factor receptor subunit alpha. Gene Ontology annotation, cellular component: membrane; external side of plasma membrane. The record is from RefSeq and is a predicted model, not a curated record. Gene Ontology annotation, biological process: cytokine-mediated signaling pathway. Gene Ontology annotation, molecular function: cytokine receptor activity; protein binding. NCBI's taxonomy places the organism in Eukaryota, Metazoa, Chordata, Aves, Struthioniformes, Struthionidae.
AAUAUUUUGGUAGUACUUGGAAGUUAUCGUGGGAAUAACUGUGCCUGUGUGGGAGGGGGGUUAAUGACAGAAGCUAAACUUAUGAGCUCUCAAGCAGAAGCUUCUUAGCUGCAAAAGGUGCGGGGAGGUUGUAUAUUUUGAUAACACCUGGACUAAACAGAACAGGCACAUCCUGAAUCUUCCAAUUAGUAAGGAAACAUGAGACAGGAUUGCAGUUAGGAGGCUGAUCACGUGUGCUUCUGCACACGGACUCUUUAGAUUGAGAAAACUGGGGGCUAUGUCUAUCCCAUGCCUACUAGGCUAUUCUAUCCUCACUGGCUUUUCCAAAGCUUUAUCUCCAACUGUAAAACCACUUCUUUUGAAAUUGGUUUGAUCUUUGCCUCUGCAUUUCUACCAGAGAAACCAUAGGACGAACUCUUGCUUAGUGGAAUGCCUUAAGUGAUUUGCACAUUCAGGUAAAUUGAAUUACUGCAAAACAAAAGAGGUACUGCUGAAGCUAAGAAAAGAUUGUGCUAGAUAUAAAACCCUCAGUGGUUCCCCUUAACCCAAGAAGCUGAGGUUGGUUGUCCCCAUCAAAGCAGAACUUCCUGUGGGAGUUUCACUUCUGUCCAGAGCAAAGCCCUGGCUGCAGGAAGGCCUGCCUUGAGCCAUCUCUUAGCUGAUGACCAUGCACCGUCCUCUGACACCAAGGGAGCUCCUGCAGCAGAGAUGAUCCAUCAGAUAAGGAGAAAGCAAGUGGGAGAUUUGCUUGUGGGUGCAGGAGACGUGGAUCUAUGAAGUACGUGAAGAUAUGUCUGCCAUGGAAGAAGAGAUGGUUGCUCCUCUUGGGCUCAUCUUCAUGAUCUGGUGGAUGCUGCUGUUUACUACCCCAGUGUGUGUUGGCUGGCGAUGCACAGACUCGGAGAUGCCAGACUGGCCUAUCAGAAAUUUGACCCUGAAUCAGAGGAAAAUGGAACUGAGCUGGGUGAGCAGCAUGAAUUUCACGGAGUAUUCAUGUUCUAUGAAUGCAAGUGAUGGUGAGAUAAGGAUAAAGGUGAAGAAUACAAACUGCAUGUUUGAAAAAAAUAUAGCACGUCCUCUACAUAACGGUGCAAGCUUUUCAGUUACAGGAGUGAACAACAACACUACGUAUUCAAGUAUAUGCACAUUUAUUCCACAAGGCAUGCCCGGGACAGCCAUUACAAAUUUCUCCUGCGUGGUUUACAAUGUUUCCCUUAUGAACUGCACUUGGUGUGCGGGCGGGGAUGCGCCAGGUGAUACCCAAUAUUUUCUCUACUGGCAGAACUCAAGAGAAGGAGAAGAGAUGGAAUGUGAGCUUUAUGUUGAAGAUGGAACAGGGAGGCACACGGGAUGCCACUUCCAAAAUGUGGCGAUAAAAGAUGCAAUUACUUACUUUGUGGUGAAUGGGUCUAGCAAAGACUCCGUGAUCCAGUUCUAUGAUGAGUACAUCGAACUGUAUACAAUUGAAGAGCUCAUGCCUCCAUUAAAUGUCACUGCCAACUGUGACGGCAUUCAAAAAGAUUGCAUAAUUAAAUGGGAACGACCCCAGAUAAGUCAUUCUAGCAAAGACAAGUGUUUUAAAUAUGAAGUUGACAUAAAGCAUAAGGCUAAUGCUGAGGAAAAGACCAAAGAUACUUAUAUAAUAGAAAGGAAAAAUUACUAUACGUUUGAAAAUUUCAAUAUGAGAAAGAGGUAUUUUGUGAAAAUCAGAGCAGCUGGCAGCGGCUGUCUUGUAAACACAGCCUGGGGGAAGUGGAGUGCACCUCUUGGAUUUGGAAAUGAAGAAGUUAUUUCUCCUUCAGUAUUGGCCUUACUUCUGACUGUAGUUGCAACAGUCUUAGUGGCAAUCCUCACAAUUUUGUUCUGUAAAAGGACUAGCUAUUGGAAAGUAGCAUUUCCACAAAUCCCAGAGCCAAAAAAUGCAUUUCAUCUACUGCCUGAUACAAAUUUAGAGACUGAGUGCAAAAUGCAGUCCAUAACACCGGAAACUGAAGACAUAAUAUUAGUUGCUGAAGUAAUUAAAUAACCAAAGUAAAAUAAGGAAUUUGCAAGUGUAUUUCUCAGCUCAGACAACAGUAUAUACUUCUGUACAUUCUGAUAUAACUCUUAGGCUUUCUUUGCUUUCUUCCUUUUCAAAGAUAAAGACAGUAGUACAGCCAAAAGAGACGAUUACCUCACGUGCAAUUUUUUGAAAUCACAUUGUAUUUGCUUUUAAUUUGGACUGACUUCAGCUAUUUGGGUAACUGCCCUUUUGGAUAUCACCCUUUUUGUCAAUAUGAUUGAAAUAUAUCA